This is a messenger RNA of Cylicocyclus nassatus, 375 nucleotides long. The record is from the annotation of a GenBank genome assembly. NCBI's taxonomy places the organism in Eukaryota, Metazoa, Nematoda, Chromadorea, Rhabditida, Strongylidae.
AUGCAGCGUGAAGAAGAACCUGGUACAUCUUAUGAUCACAAAGAAGAAGAUGCCCUAGAAAGAGAGAGUAGUGCGAUUGAUGUGAUGCAAGCUGAAUCCACACCGAAGUCUCAAGCUAUACAAAGUUUCGAGGCUAGUAAAGCAGCGAAGCAAGGUGGACCAGUGGAUACAGUGUUCAAAACUGCAGCAAAUGUCGAACUUAUCUUCUGUCAUGAAAUGGAUGAUCAAGCACCGGGAUACUAUAAAAAGGACUACAUUGUGCCAAAGAAACAAAAGAAAAAACGGCAGGAAAAAGUGGACAUCGAAUUUAAGUAUUAUCGUAAAUUGGAUGGGAGGAAGCAUACGUUGCUUAAAGAAUUUGAAGAACAUUUCUGA